This is a messenger RNA of Paramuricea clavata, 1439 nucleotides long. Lineage: Eukaryota; Metazoa; Cnidaria; Anthozoa; Malacalcyonacea; Plexauridae. The record is from the annotation of a GenBank genome assembly.
ACCGCUUGUUUCAGGUUUAAAAUCCAGUGCAAGUUCCGGCCAGUCAAGUUCCAGCUUGGGGAAAAGAAAGGUUGAAGAUAAGAAAGGCAAAAAGAGGCAUAAGAAACGUAAACUAUGGUACGUUAAUUUUUGUAGUCAUGUAUGUAUACUUGGCUAAGGAGAAACACCUUGUUGCUUCGUGCAAUUUAUCGUGCUCAAAUUAUUGAAGUCAAUUAAUUUGCUGCUUCGUAAAGUUAGUUACUAGAAAUCUACCAAACAUUGCUAGGCCUAGAAUUUUCUCCAGUUAAUUUCUGAACUUUAAGUACUUUAAUUGAUUUCAAGAGAGCAAUUUCUCGAUAUCAUGUACUAAUCCGUUAAUAUAUAUUAGUCCCAUUGUUUAUAGUUUUAUUUUACUCUAUGUUUGUAACUGUUUUUCUCAAAGAUAUUAUCAUUCAUUAUACUGUUCGAUGUAUGUACAGCAUGUGUAUACAUGUACAUUACUGUAUGCGAUUCGGUUUUAUGCAUCCCAUUUGAACACAAAAGAGAAAUCGUGGAGAUUUCAAUACUGUUCCGAGUUCGUCUCGUUCUAUGGAUUCUGUUGGGCUGUGGGUACGAAGCGAUACUGUAUUGGCAAUUGAUCAUCAUUUUCCCAUGCAUGGCCGGAUUAUUUUGCUAGUUAUAAUCAAUGAUUCAACUUUUCGUCUUGUAGGCAUGACAUAGACGAAGAUCUAAGCAGCGAUAGCGGGGAAGAAAGUGACACUAAAUCGUCUUGUUCAUCGAUGGCUGACAGCGACUACAGCGUUUCUGGAAGCUCUGGCAAAGGCUCUAGCACGACAACAACCAACGAACUUCAAUCUAGAAACACAUCCGAAAACGAAAACAAUGAUGGCAAUCCUAGCCUAUGUGAGGAAAACGUUCAUAGUUUUGAACCGGAAACAGUUGAUACCAAAACGAAAGGUGAAUUAAACGAACACCAAAAAGAAGUUGCCCUGACAGACACUAAAAACCACGAACAGUUAGAUAAACCCAAAAGAGACCAACAAGAAGCAGUAAUUUCAGAAGAGACCAGUCUUACUGACACUAAUAAGUCACCUGUGUCGAAAGUAGGAACGGAGAAACAAGUGUCAAAAUUACAAGAUACGGAAGCCCGUGAAAAUACAGCAAAAUGUCAUGAUAGCAGUUGUAAUACAAAGAGUGAAGUGUGUUCAAGUAAUUCAACAAGUUCUGCCACUAUUGUUGAAAGGAAUUGUGAUGAUUCGGAGAAGAAAAAAGAUGAAUUAUCGAGUGGUGAAAGUGUGCAAGAUAGAACGUCUAGUAGUUCGGUAAGUUGUAAUUCAGUGCGUAUUUCGAAACUGGUCUGUAUUCGAACUGUCCAGACAAACUACUGUAGCUACUGUAGAAUAGCGCGGUCAGUCUCAUGCGUAUAUAGUUACUAACUACUGGGGCGGGUUGUACGAAGG